AUGGGUCUCAAGGCCUCCUCUUCUCUCCUCUGUCUCGCCGUCUUACUCGGUGUCUCCUCCAUUGUAUCAGCGGUUAACAUAACCAGAGCACUCGAGAAAUACCCUGAAUUCAGCACCAUGACCGAGCUUUUCGCCAAGACCGAGCUCACACCGAUCAUCAACAAACGUCAGACCAUCACCGUGUUGGCUCUUAGCAACGAUGCAAUCAAAUCCAUCUCUGAUAGACCCGAGGAGGAGCUCAAGAACAUUCUCAUGAACCAUGUGGUUCUUGACUACUACGAUGAGCUCAAGCUCAAGGCUCUUAAGGACAAGAGCACAUUGCUCACUUCCCUUUACCAAUCCACCGGUUUGGGCCAGCAGCAAAACGGUUUCCUAAACUGCUCCAAAUCUAACGGGAAGAUUUACUUCGGCUCUGCUGUGAAGGGCGCUCCUCAAACCGCUGAGUACAUCACGACCGUGUUCCGUAACCCGUACAAUCUCUCUGUGGUUCAAAUCAGCAUGCCCAUUGUGGCUCCUGGACUCGGGUCUCCGGUUAAGGUUCCUCCACCACCACCAAUGUCUUCACCACCGGCUCCAUCGCCCAAGAAGGAUGCAGCCACUCCAGCUCCUGGACCAGCUGAGGUAGAGGACUACGCAGAUGCUCCUCCUGGUUCAGCUCCCGAAACCGCACCUGCAUCAGCUCCAUCGGAAGAUGGUUCUCCUGCUCCAGCUCCAGAGAACGCUGGUAAGAAGAAGAUGGCUGCAGCUGAUGAAGCUGAACCACCUACUUCUGCUUCUAACCCCGGUUUGACCUUUGGUGCGGUCCUUGUUCUUGGGUUUGUGGCUAGCUUUGCUGGGUUCUAA
Messenger RNA from Thlaspi arvense, 843 nucleotides. The record is from the annotation of a GenBank genome assembly. NCBI's taxonomy places the organism in Eukaryota, Viridiplantae, Streptophyta, Magnoliopsida, Brassicales, Brassicaceae.